Trametes versicolor FP-101664 SS1 is the source of this 813-nucleotide messenger RNA. RefSeq lists its product as uncharacterized. The coding region runs from base 1 to 813 and encodes 270 amino acids. The record is from RefSeq and is a predicted model, not a curated record. The transcript has 9 exons. Lineage: Eukaryota; Fungi; Basidiomycota; Agaricomycetes; Polyporales; Polyporaceae.
AUGGACAAAGAAGUUUCUUUGUUCUGGAGACGCAGGCCUUCCACCGCAUGCGCCAUAUUUUUGGCAAAUCGGUACCUCUGCCUCGUCUAUUCCGUGUACAAUCUACUUUGGGAUCCCAUUAGUGCUUCAUAUUCCGGUAUAAAUGAUAGCGUAUGCGCAGGUUCGAUCAUCCAAUGGUGCAUCUACAGCUUGCAGUACAUCAUCUGGGCAGGGCGAAACCGGGCGUGGGCGAUCCUUGUUCUUCUCUUCUCGUUCACACCAGUGGUUACCUACACGGACUCUGAAGGCAACACUCAGGACAUGUGGAUUCGUCAUCACUGCCCGUAUAUCAAAAUAGCCGUCACCUGGGCAUCCACACGUCGAUAUGGCGAUCGCCUGGAACCCGAGCCCCGUCGUUUUUUCGGGAGGGUCACGCUCCUGUCCAGCGUCUUGCAAAAGCACGUCUCUGAUGCGCUUUCGCGGUGGGCGCCGGGCGGAACGACAACCGCGGUCUUCUUUGAAGACCUCAUGUACGGCGCUUUCAGCAGCUUCACGGCCAUCCUCAUGACACACUUCCUCGUCGACCUGCAAGAGGCCGCAUCCGUCUCCAUGCAUUUCGGCACUCAUUUGCAGUCAGGGUCCUCCGAUGCGUCGGCCUCGAUUAGCGUACUCCGGUUCGUACGCGCAGACGUCGACAACUGGAUCAACGACGAGCUUCAGCGGCUUUCGACGGUCGAUGGCGAGGGAACACGUCAGCUAUCUCACGAUAACGAGUACGCUGAGACGACGGACAGCGUCGGGGAUGUAGAUGGGGCGGAGAGGGAGGAUGUGUGA